Molecule: messenger RNA, 3684 nt
Organism: Amphibalanus amphitrite
Lineage: Eukaryota; Metazoa; Arthropoda; Thecostraca; Balanomorpha; Balanidae
Exons: 1
Coding region: 1-3684 (1227 amino acids)
Molecular function (GO): nucleic acid binding
Source: RefSeq, a predicted model, not a curated record
AUGUGCCACUUCGCAUACCGGACUCGAGUGAAGGAUGUCAGCCUACGGCAGGUCCAACAGGUCUUCGACAGCGGCUUCUUCGACCAGAGACAAGAGAAGACAGUGUCGCAAGAAGAUCAGCAGUUCAUCAAGAUGAUGACCAGCGGCAUGCACCAAGUGGAAGGAGGCCACUACGAAGCGCCUCUUCCGAUGAAGGACGAGAAGACAAUGCCAGACAACAGGGAUCUCGCGGUCGCCAGACUGUCUCAGCUCAAGAGGAGGCUCCUUCGAGACGAGAAGCUGCGCGACGAGUACACAGCUUUCAUGAGCGAUCUUCUCUUGAAGGGAUACGCUGAGCCGGUUCCGGACGACGGACAGAUGAAAACGGGCAUGAUCAACUAUGUGCCACAUCACGGAGUCUACCACGAGAAGAAGGGCAAGUUGAGAGUUGUGUUUGACUGCAGCGCGAUGUGCAAGAACGACUGCCUGAAUAGCCACCUCCUCCAGGGCCCAGACGUCAACAACGACCUCACUGGCAUCUUGGUGCGGUUCAGAGAGGCCCCCGUGGCAUUCAGUGGCGACAUCGAGGGCAUGUUCCACCAAGUGCGCGUCAACCCAGAGCAUCGUGACCUUCUCCGGUUUCUCUGGUGGGACAACGGAGACCUCAACGAACAGCCUCGAGAGUACCGCAUGUGCACUCACCUCUUCGGAGCCACCAGUUCUCCAGCGGUCGCUUUGUUUGCUCUGAAGAAGACGGCCGCCACGUACGGAGAGGAGUUCUCGCCCGAGGCCGCGUCCUUUGUGGAGCGGAACUUCUACAUCGACGAUGGAGUGGCUUCAACGAAGACUACGGAAGAGGCGGUGCAACUGAUACAAGACGCGGCUGGUCUCUGCCUGAAGGGGGGUUUCAAACUCCACAAGUUUACCUCGAACGACAGGGACGUCUUGAAGGCACUACCUGUGUACAGCUUGUCCAAGAGCUGUCAAGCUGCGCUGGACGAGGAGCUGCCUCUCCCGCGUGAACGCGUCCUGGGACUGAACUGGGACAUGGAGGACGACACGCUCUGCAUCGACGUGACCCUGCCCUGCAAGCCGGCAACCAGAAGGGGCAUAUUGUCAUCCGUGAGUACGAUCUACGAUCCUCUCGGGCUCAUCUCUCCGUGCAUUCUUGCGGCCAAGAACAUCCUGAAACGGUUGUGCGUGGACAAGUACAGCUGGGACGACUUGAUUCCGGAGGACAUGGAGCGAGAAUGGCGUCUCUGGAAAGAAGACAUAGAGCUCCUGUCCACACUGAAGAUCCCACGCUGCUACGUCACGACGGAACUCGGUGAAGUUGAGAGAUAUGAGGUCCACCACUUCUCGGACGCGAGCUACGAUGGAUGUGGGCAGUGCUCGUACCUCAGGACCAUCCACAAGAACGACAAGAUCACCAGCAUGUUGAUAAUGUCAAAGGCCAGAGUCACGCCUGUCAGAGCCGUGACGAUCCCGCGACUGGAGCUGGUGGGCGCCCUGAUGUCGGCGAAGGUGAGCUCUUUCCUCAGGAACGAGCUGGCGAUUGGCGACUACCAGGAGUACUACUGGACUGACAGCCGUGCCGUGCUCGGCUACAUACGGAACGAGACGAAGAGGUUCCACGUCUUCGUCGCCAACAGGGUCGAAGACAUCAGGCAGCUCUCGGAACCGUCACAGUGGCGCUACAUCGAUUCGAAGAGUAACCCAGCGGAUCUUGCGUCCCGGGGAGCAAGCGCCAGCGAGCUGCUGACCAGCAGUCUGUGGUGGCAUGGCCCAUCCCUACUAACAGCGAGCAUUGAACUCCCAGCCAUGGAAGAAGAGUUCAACGUACAGAGCGACGACCCUGAAGUGAAGCGAGCUUCCUUCCAAGCCGCCAUCUCGAAGCCACCAGAAGACGAGAAGAAGCUUCCAACCGACGGGCGACAGAGAGACCAGGGCGGCGACACAGAAGAAGAUCGACAAGACGUUGCCGAAUUAGACGAUCAGCACGAUGAGCGAUCACCGGCAGGACCCGUGCGAGGACGCGACCGACUACAGGGAAAUGAAGACAACACACUCGCGAAGCGCCUGAGCUACUUUUCGAGCUGGCACAGGGCGAAGAAAGCUGUGGCUUCGUGUCGACGCUACACGGCCAUCCUGGCAAGUAAAGCAAGCUCGAACAGAAGUGUGGCCGGCGCAAGAGUCUACACCCCAGUGGAGAGAAUGACAGUGGAUGAGCUGCUUCAAGCUGAGCAAGUGAUUUUGAAGUCAGUCCAGAAGAGCGCCUUCGAAGAAGAGCUCACAGUGCUGAGGACGCAGCAAGAGAACAGAGAUGACGAAGAACAUGCAGACCUGGGAGAGGGAACCAAGAAACGCAGAAGAAAGAGUGACAGAAGGUGUCGGACUGUGAAGCGCAGUAGCCCGCUGUACAAGCUGGAUCCCUUCCUCCGAGCUGACGGGCUAAUCUGCGUCGGAGGACGAAUGAAGAACAGCACUCUGCCGAAGGAAGAGGUCCAUCCAGUGAUACUUCCGAGGAAGAGCCACGUGACGGAACUCAUCGUGCGAGAGUGUCACGAAAGGACGUGUCAUGGCGGUCGCGGCUCGACGCUGAACGAGCUCCGCGCCUCUGGGUAUUGGGUGAUUGGUGGCCGUUCCGCAGUGAGCAGUUACAUCUUCGACUGCGUCAAGUGCAAGAGACUCCGCGGAAGUCCGCUGACACAGAAGAUGGCCGACCUGCCACCGGAGAGAACGGAGCCAGCCGAACCCUUCAGCCACUGUGCAGUCGACUGUUUCGGGCCUUUCUACGUGAAAGAGAAAAGAAGUGAGGUCAAGCGCUGGGGAAUACUCUUCAGCUGUCUGGCGUCCCGCUCCAUCCAUCUAGAAUCGGUCAACUCACUCUCUGCCGACUCUUUCCUGAACGCUGUCAGGCGGUUUGCUUGUCGGAGAGGACCCAUUCGCAAGCUGUUCUGUGACAAUGGGACGAAUUUCGUGGGAGGAAAGAACAUGCUAGAGGGGGCGCUGAAGGAGGAGGAUCAUGUCAAGAUCAGAGGAGAGCUGCUCAAGAAGGACUGCGACUGGUUCGAGUUCCGGUUCAACGUUCCGAUGGCAAGUUCCAUGGGAGGGGCUUGGGAGCGUAUGAUCAGGAGCGUGAGGUCGGCGCUGACUCCGCUGAUCAUGGCUCAUGGCCACACACUGGACGACGAGCUGUUCCGGACGUUGCUGACAGAGUGUGAAGCGAUCGUCAACAGCCGUCCGAUCUCGUACUUCAGCGGAGCGCCGGACGAUACUCUCCUCCCCCUGAGCCCGAACCAGAUACUAACACUAAAGAGUAGAGUAGCCGUGCCUUAUCCCGGUAGCUUCUCCCAGACCGACCUGUACGUGCGUCAGCGCUGGAGGCGUGUCCAGUUUCUGGCGGACCAGUUCUGGCGACGAUGGAGGCGUGAGUUCCUGCCGACCCUGCAGGAACGCCACAAGUGGGCGCAACGUCGCCGUAACCUGCAGCCCGGAGACGUCGUGGCCGUCGUCGACGACGACGAGCCGCGCUCACGGUGGCCGCUCGGCCGCAUCGUGUGUGUGUACCCGAGCGCCGAUGGACUGAUCCGCAAAGUGUGCGUGCGAAUCGGUUCCAGUGACUACGACCGGCCGGUGAAUCGCCUGAUUCUCCUGCUGCACGACCGGGAAGAUUCCCAGACGGGGAGCCACGAGGCCCAGUGA